AUGGGGAAAUGUGCCUGCCGAUGCAGCCUCUCGGCGAGGCAGGCAGUUGAAAAUGUACCACCUUUGCUGCUAUACCGCUUUGGGCGAGCGUUACAUGGGACGUUAGGGUGUAAGCUGAUAAUUUUGUUGAUUAGCGUCUGCUUUGGCUUGAAGGGUAUGUUGGACUCACUGACGAUGGAAGCUCUUCUCCCGUUAUCAAAGGAGCUGAAUUUUGACGGGGUGGCGUACCAGCGCAUUUACUCACUAGCUGUGACACCGUAUGCUCUGGUGGGCUUUGUCGGCAGCGUCAGUGACUAUUUUCCCAUAAUGGGAUACCACAAGAAGUACUACAUUCUCAUAACCAAUGUUAUUGGGGGUGCCUGCUCAAUAUGCCUGGUGAUCAUGCCCAAGAGCAUGGCUGGUAGCAACAUUAUUUAUGUGGGCAUGCUUUACUGCGGCAUCCACUUACACAUUGCUACUGCAGACCUGCUCUGUGAGGGAACGUACUGCAAAGUCAUUCAGGCGCACCCCUCGGUAGGGGCGAAACUCAUCGGUUUCGUUUCUAUGUGUAAGUCCCUUGGACACGUUAUGGGAAGAACAGUCGUGGGCCCCAUCAGCGACUAUCUUGGAACGAGGCCGUUGCUGUACAUGGGCGUCCCUCUGGUGCUACAGUCGCUGCUUCCGGCAGCGUGCAACUUUUUAGGCGAGGUCGCAGGCCAAGACAAGGGCUCGAAUACUUUCAUGAAGGAGAAGACUGACAAGGGUGUCUUUUACGUGGCAUUGUUGACGUCACUCUUUGCGUGCGCGGCACUGGUGCUGACUCUUCAGACGUGGGUUGGAUACCCGAUCAUCUUCACGGCAUUCGUUGUUGUUGUCUUGGGAAGUGCCUUCUGGUUUCUUCUUUCCCGGCGCCUUGCUCUAUGCACAAUGUUCUUCUUCGCUGACAGGGUGCUGCACCUCACCAUUUCAGGAGCUGUCAACUUUUAUUAUAUCGCUCCUCCGGAUUGUGUACCAGACGGGCCGCAAUUUGACUAUACCUACUUCUGUACAUACACAGCGUUCGUUGCGGCGGUUGGUUGCUGGUUCGGCAUCUAUGCGUUUCAAAAGUGGUGCAAGGGAUGGAGCGCGAGGGCUAUUUUCUGGUUGUUGAAUUGUGUGCGGAUUCUGGCGGCCCUUUUUGACUACGUUAUGACGAGGAGGCUGAACAUUGCUAUCGGGAUACCCGACAAGGUAAUGUACAUGCUGGGGGAUGCGAUCGUGUUUCACCUGCUCCUAACACUUUCGUGUAUGACGAGCUCCUUGACCAUUGCAAGAUCGUGCCCUCCAAAACUCGAGUCCACGGUUUAUGCUAUUGUGUCGAGCGUGUCGAACCUUGGAAGUACCUGCAGCAAAAUGCUAGGGGUGGUGGCGAUCGAGCUUGCGGAUAUACGCAUGAAACAGGACAUGCCUGGUGGCUGUGACUUCAAAGCCUUGCCGAACCUGAUCCUCGUAUCACAGUGCGUACUGCCGAUGAUCAGCAUCCCGCUCGCGUAUUUCAUGCUCCCAACGGAGCCGCUUAACGCCGCUAUGCCCCCGGGGCACCGACGUAGCAGGCGUUCAAUCGCACCCACGCAGGAUACUGCGCCUUUUGAGGAGCCAGAGGAUGAUGCUCAUGAAGGUGCCACUGGUGGUGCACUUUCGGAAACCUUGGCCAUCCACAGCACCGUGGAAAACAAAGUGGAUGUUGCUGUAGUAGCUGGAGAUACGGGCAGCCGUCCACGCAUCGUCGAAGUGUAG
Cyclospora cayetanensis is the source of this 1755-nucleotide messenger RNA. RefSeq lists its product as uncharacterized. The transcript has a single exon. Lineage: Eukaryota; Apicomplexa; Conoidasida; Eucoccidiorida; Eimeriidae. Bases 1 to 1755 code for a protein of 584 amino acids. The record is from RefSeq and is a predicted model, not a curated record.